This is a messenger RNA of Chroicocephalus ridibundus (black-headed gull), 10940 nucleotides long. RefSeq names its product solute carrier family 22 member 15 (gene SLC22A15). The transcript is spliced from 12 exons. Lineage: Eukaryota; Metazoa; Chordata; Aves; Charadriiformes; Laridae. Gene Ontology annotation, biological process: transmembrane transport. Gene Ontology annotation, molecular function: transmembrane transporter activity. The coding region runs from base 97 to 1737 and encodes 546 amino acids. The record is from RefSeq and is a predicted model, not a curated record. Gene Ontology annotation, cellular component: membrane.
CUCUGCGAGGGCCCGGCCGUUGCUCCGUGCCCCGCCCCGGGCCGGGGAUGCGCUGCUCGGCGGCGGCGGCGGCUCGUCGGGGCUGCGGGGAGCGGGAUGGAGGUGGAGGAGGCGUUCCCGCUGGUGGGGCAGAUGGGGCCCUACCAGGUGUACCUGUGCGUCCUGCUGGCCAUGCUCCUCCAGCUCUAUGUGGCCACUGAAGCCAUCCUCAUCGCAUUGGUGGGUGCAACUCCUCCCUACCACUGGGAUCUCCAAGAGCCCUCAGCUAAUCAGAGCCAUAGCAACCAUUCAGCGAGUGAGCAGAGAGCUUUUGGGGAAUGGCUUCUGACUGCCAAUGGCAGUGAGGUGCAUAAGCACGUACACUUCAGCAGCAGCUUCACAUCAAUAGUCUCUGAGUGGUUUUUAAUUGGCAACACAUCAUACAAAGUCAGUGCUGCCAGUUCUUUCUACUUCAGUGGUGUGUUUGUUGGAGCAAUCUCCUUUGGCCAGCUCUCAGAUCGCUUCGGGAGGAAGAAAGUCUAUCUCACAGGUUUUGCCCUAGACAUCUUGUUUGCCAUUGCAAAUGGAUUCUCACCUUCAUAUGAAUUCUUUGCCAUCUCUCGCUUCUUGGUAGGGAUGAUGAAUGGUGGGAUGUCACUGGUGGCCUUUGUUCUACUGAAUGAGUGUGUGGGUACUGCCUACUGGGCAUUAGCAGGAUCUAUUGGUGGCUUGUUCUUUGCUGUGGGAAUUGCCCAGUAUGCUUUAUUAGGCUACUUCAUUCGUUCCUGGAGGACUCUGGCUGUUGUGGUUAACCUGGAAGGAACAGUCGUCUUUCUUCUUUCUCUAUUCAUUCCAGAGUCCCCUCGCUGGCUCUAUUCACAAGGCCGGCUGAAUGAAGCAGAAGAUGCCCUCUACCUCAUUGCGAAGAGGAACCGCAAGCAGAAGUGCACUUUUUCAUUAAAACUCCCGGCAGAGAGGAGCUCCAGAGAGGCUGGCAGCUUCUUGGAUCUGUUCCGAUAUAAGAUUCUCUUGGGACGCACCUUGAUCAUGAUGUUUACUUGGUUUGUGUGCAGCUUGGUUUACUAUGGUCUUACCCUUAACGUGGGUGACUUAGGCGGAAAUAUUUAUGCCAAUUUAGCCCUUUCAGGGUUGAUAGAAAUCCCAGCAUACCCAAUCUGUAUUUACUUGAUUAACCAAAAAUGGUUUGGUCGGAAGCGAACAUUGAGUACAUUUCUGUUCCUGGGAGGAUUGGCUUGUCUUAUUGUCAUGUUUCUUCCUAAAAAGAAAGAUACUGGAGUGUUUGCAGUGGUGAAUAGUCGCUCUCUGUCUUUGCUGGGGAAACUGACAAUCAGUGCUGCAUUUAACAUUGUCUACAUCUACACAUCAGAACUUUAUCCCACAGUAAUCAGGAAUGUUGGAAUGGGUGCCUGCUCCAUGUUUUCCCGUGUUGGUGGAAUCAUUGCUCCUUUCGUCCCUUCAUUGAAAUCUGUACAGUGGUCUCUGCCUUACAUUGUGUUUGGAGCGACUGGUCUUUUGUCUGGGCUCUUAAGUUUAUUGUUGCCAGAGACCUUAAACAGCCCUUUGCUAGAAACUAUUUCAGACCUGCAGGUAUCCUCAUACCGGAGGCUGGGUGGUGAAGCCAUGUCAUUGCAAGCCCUAGAUGGCUCACAGUCUGGAGACAAAGACAGUUCUGCAGGAAGUGGAAGUGAAGAUGAGGAGUUUUAUGAUGCUGAUGAAGAGACUCAGAUGAUCAAAUAGUGAAAAGAAGAAACACUGGCUUAUUUUAUGCUUUUUCUUACUUGCCUGGUCAGUCCAGCUGUAAGAUGAGUACUGGGCACCUCGCCUGUCAGGGAAUGUCAUUGCACAAGUUCCUGUGUUUUUCCUGACUAGGAGAGGGGUUUGAGUAGUGUUCGGACUAAUUACACCACUGAUGCUCUCCAUAUGAGACAGCUGUUCAAAUUCUUGUGAUUCAGAAUGACAGUGCUUGGACCACAUUUGAAGCCAGGUGAGACAGCAAGGGUGGGAUCAUGUACUUCUGAAACCUAGGAAAUUACCUAGGCUUAGAUAGAUUUGGACAGAUCAUCAAUGCACAUGUUUGUAUUUUACUUUCAAGGUGGUUGAUUUUGAUUCAGUAUAAAUUGACAAACUCAAAAACAUCCACUUUUUUUCUGGAGAGUGAAAGUGGUCACAGAAUGUGCUGUGUGCUGCUCCAAUGGGAACAGAUUCCUGAAAUUGUAUGUUAAAUUGGCUUCUGCAUACUGAGUAGGGGCGAGGCAACUAUGACCAUAAGGUUUCUCUCUCUGCGUGCACACACACCCACCUGUAUGUAGUUACAGAAUGCAGCUGGUUAGUCAUGAGUUGUGUGUAACUUGAUGAUAAUGGAAGGCUGGGAGGAAGGACUACAGAAAAGAGCAACCAUAAAGCCUGCAGACAUAAAGGACAUUACUGAUUUUUUUUUUUUUUCCCUUCUGUUCAUCAACCAAGUGAUUUCUUGGGCUGUCUUAUGCAUACAUUUACCACAUGUUCCCCACAUCUCAGCACUACUGUUUAUAGCUUUGCCUACUUUUCCCACUUUUCCCUAGUCCUCACUUUGCCAUAAAUAUUGAAGCUCAGCAGCUUCUCUGUGCAAUGAAAUAAUUCCGUGAAGGAUGUAAUUUCACGGGUGGGACAUAGGUGAGGUAUUUAUUACAUAGUGUGUGUGAGGUGUCUGUUAGAAUAUAUAGCUCAUUUUUGUGGGCCUUAUCUGUCUUUAUUUCUGCAAGAAACUUAACUCUGAAGUGGUAAGAGGAACCAUGGGUUGCUGUUACGUUUUGGAGGUUAUUGCCAGGAAGCUGCUAGUAUUUAUUUAAAAUUCUUGUGUGUAGAUAAAGUUCUCAUUUAAAAAAAAAAAGGGGGGGGAGCAAAAGUAUUUGAGACAGCAUUUGAUUACUUGAUGUUGUUUCUUAGCCAGGUGCUUGCUUGAGCACUUGGUUACGUGACCUCCUUGAGGAAGACAACUUCAUUCUCCUGUUUAUGCUGAACUUCCUGUAAGUGCUUUGUUAGAGGGAUAUGGAAUCUUGAAAUAUGAAACAUGAACAUAUGAAAUGUUCCAGCUACAAAGAUGAGGCCUUACAAGGAUUCAGUUUUCUUGAUCACAUUGUCAUCUUCAUCCUCUAACCUGUUGCUUUCUAUUUAUUAAGAUUAAUUUACUUAAAAUCCUUAGUUUGCUAAUCUUUAUACUUGGAGUUCUUAGAAAAUGCCACACAAUGGCAGCAAAUGCAUUGUCAGGCUUGACAGCCAUUUUUGUGGAUGUUAGACUAAAGAAAGAUGGAUUAAAAAAAUUCAAAAAGCUGACUGCUGAAUAGUUUCUGGUUAAACUGGGAAGCUCCUUUACUCUGAAAGGAAGUGAAAGCAGAGAGCAUCUGAAGUUUGCAGCUAGCUGCUUGAACGUUGCUGGGAAGUUACAGCUGGGAACUGUAAGGCUGAGCAAUGAGCAGCUACCCUUGCUGGUGCAGAGGGCAGCCCAGAGACUGAGGAUUCACACAUGCAGUCCUCCCGCUUGGCCUGAACUUGAUCCAGGCAUUGACUGAGCAAAGUCAGGAACUUCAGUCCCUAUGGACAAUGUGUCAGUAUUGUUUUGAUUUUUGCCUGUGUUAUGAGCUUCACUAGAAGAAUUCCGGCCUCCAGUCUUCACUUUAUUUUUUCCAGACUGUUGAAUAGUUGUUGUAGCUAUGGCAGGGUACUUUUAAACCCAGCUGGAUAGUCUUUCUGUCUUAUGUGGUGCUUUUGCAUGCAAGAAAAUUGCCCCAAAUAAGGUACUCAGAAGUACUUGGAAAGGUUGAAUCUAUUUGGUCAAAUAAUGUUUUUUAGUUUUGCAUUCACAUUUUGAAUUAUGGACAGAUGGAAAAAAAAGACUUUUUUUGUUGCUGAUGGCAUCUAAAUAAAUAAUACCUGCUUAUUUAGAAGCAUAUAGUGGUAAGCCUGGUGAUAUUAACAUGCUGACAAGACGCAGCAGGUUUUUUAGGUGUUUGCUGCCUCUGUCCCUCUUUGGACAAUAGGUGGAGUAAGUCCCCUGAGAGGCAGACAGGAACUGUGAGCCUUCCUCACUCCAUAGUUUUACUGUCGUCAUCUGCUACUGGCAACCCUGGCCAUGCCAUGGGACACCUCAACAUAAUUUUCAUUAGAACAGUAGGAUGUGCUAAUGGUUCAGGUGGAGGAGAUUGCUCUUUCCAGGACCUGAUCUGGGUUUUGUGACAGUCCUCAACUUAAAAUUAAAUUUACCUGUCCACCCAUGCACUUUGAUAUCAUCAGUAUACACAUGUAGAAUUGCAAAAAUGAGAGUGACGAAAACAUCAGCAAUUUUUUUCCAUAAAAGUUGCUGCUCUUUUUUAACCUUAUACCUGUCCUGUGUUUGCACCUUUCAGAUUUUAAAGGGCAGCAUCUUUUUUGUGUCAACCAUAGGAACUCUCGAUUGUUACUCUCCCUGGCCAGUUAAUUCAGAAGUUUUAUAGAUGAGAACCCUCCAGGAGGAGCUCAGCAAUGUAGAAUCAGGCUUCUUACAAUUACUUGCUCUCCUGCUUUGUGUUCUUAAGUCCAAAUCUGUUGGGUGCAUUAAGUUUCUUUUCAGAGAGGUUUGUUUCAUAAGAACUGGCCUUCUGGUACAGAAACCCUGUAGGAUCACUUUUCUCUUACCUAUAGAGUGUAAUGCUUUAUAAUAUUGAGAUACUUGUGCUGUAUGUGACAUUCACUGGGGACAGAUGCUGCACAGUGUUUUGUAGCCUACAUGGGCAGAAUUUUCUGUAUCUAGAAUGGAGCAUUAUUGCUAAGCAGAACUUCUUCAGUUGAGCAGUGCCUGCUGUUAUGGGUCCCACAACCAUGUUACUUGAAAGCCCAAGUCAGAAGUUUGUAAUAUGUAGCUUUGAAGUUAUAUGUAAGUAGUCUGCAUAGGCCUGAUUAAUAAGUCUGUGUUUGGGCAGUAAGGUUGCCCCAGGGAGCUGCUGGAGAGCAGAGGCUGAUACAGCGCUAGUUAUAUCAUAGUUUAUGAUGUAUCGUAAUGCUAAGAGUCUGAGACCCAAUAUCCUUGCUAUAGUUGAGUGAAGUAUGACAACCUUAUCCCAAAUUUUUUUCCAGAGUAGCUUUGUAUACUAAGCAGCCUACACUGUUAACUGAUUUUUGUGUUGUACAGGCACUAGCCUACCUACACCCAAGAUGGGAAUUCCUUCCCUGGAUUCCUUUGGUUUUGUAGCUGUCAGUUUUUUUCAGACAGCUCACUUAAUGGGAUUACGCUAGAAAUGAGAGAAGCUUUCUCAUGGUGCUGACUAGUCAGAUCUUAAUAAUGUCUCGGGUAUGUUUGAGAUUCUGCUGUCUGGGGACUUCACAAGUGAUGCUUAAAUACAGCUAGGAAUGAAGGAGAAUGACAGGUCGUGUGAGACAGCAUGCAGGAGAAUUAGCUGGAGGGAGUCAAAAGAGUAGAGGAUUCAACAGAAACACUUUAGGGCAAGGGUAAAUGAAAACACAAGAUAGUAGCCAUUGGGUGGAAAUACCCUUCUUGCUGCUUGUGUUGACUCAAAGCUUCUCCUUUCAGAGCUAGCACUGGUUCCAGGAUGUCCUACUGGGGACACCAGUUUCAUCAUUCCCUUCUUAAUAUCAACUUUGUUUAGCACUACUACUUUAGUGAUGAAGCAUUUCUUUUGAUCAAUAUAAAAUGUGGCAUGCUUCAGUUUUCUUUUGGACUCAGCUUUUCUGUGAGAUGGCAUGUCACUAAAACCAUUAAAAUUAGUAAAGCUCUCUUUUGGAGAAUGCUGUAUGACUGGCCAUAGCUUAAUUUGUCAGCUUCCCUUUAGAAAGAUGGAAAGAUUAGAAUUAUUUGCUGCAUUUUUGUCACACAAUUGAUACUUCAGCCUUCUAAAAGGAUUUUACUACCUGUCUAUUUUUGAUAGGCUGACGAGAAUAGAAUAUUUAAACUGCUUCGCCUGAAAACAAAGCUAAUGCUCUCCACCUAGGGUUUGGGGAAGUGCUAUUCAGGGACUCCCUGACACACCAGGAACUUGGAAGCUCAUGUUAAAGGAGGGCCACAAGUGGUGGCUCGGUGUUCAGGUCAGGGUGUUGAGUGAAGAAUGUGUCCACAUGUCUCCAGAGACACUUAAUUAAUAUGGAGCAGGUUGUAACUAGUUGCCACCUUUGUUACAGUCAAGGCUUUAAGGAUUGCAGGCAUAUGCUUCUCUGUUCACAGCACAGAAUCCAUGCCAGGGUUUCCAGACUGUAUGGACGUACUGAGCUUAGCAGAAUAUCCAUUGCAGAACCAUGGGGAAUGCAGUUGAAUUUACAUUUUCCAGCCUAUUGCAUCUACGCAUAUAAAAGCCUUUCACAAAAGAAUGCUUUUGUUGUAUUGAGGAAAAGGGGAAAGUGAGGAACAAACUUACUUUUCCUAGAGUAUGUUAAUGGAAACAUUUGAGCUAAAACUCUUGUUCCUGAGUCUUCUGCGUAAUCACUGGAUGCAGAUUUAGUUAGUAUUAUUUUGUUUUAGAUGAAGGAUGGUGUGCUAUGUAUACCUUUUUCCACCCUGUUAGAGUUUCUUUGAUCAUGCUCUUUGACACAGCUGAAUCUAGACAUCUGUGCAUGCGAGUUGUGAGCCUUGCAGUAAAUAUGUCAGAAAAGCCCAAGAGCGGUGCUAUCAUUUGAUGAUGGAAGUUAGUCUGGCCUGACACAUUUAAUGCCUGUGUCAGAAAUGUCUAUAUUGAGGUGUUUACCAAACAGGAGACUUGGGGUAUAGCUCUGUUUUGAGUCUCAUUGCUUGUAUCUUACUACAAGAAGAAUUAAGUGGAAGAAAGAUACCUACGUAAGAGAACCUCUGACAGAUCUAAAUGCAAAAUUGAAGGGUGAACAGAUUUAUACAGAUUUUUUCCAUGCUGUGUAUUUGUAAGUCCAGUCUCUUCCAGCCUUCAGAUUUUCCAGGUGCUACUGUUAUUUAAGUCUAAUAGAGCUGGGUAAAACUUUCAGCCUAACAGUCCGAAUUUACUGAACUCUCUCGUCUUAUUUCUGGUACAACUUGUUGUUUCUGUCAUUCUGAAAAAAGCUCCUGUAUUGCCUAAUGGGGAACAGAUUUUUCUGUUCUAAUUUGAAGUGCCUGUUUUAUAAGCGUUGUCUUUAAUUUCCUCAGUCAACUUGAUAUGGGACUGUGUGUAAAGAGACAUCAUAGAAUUGGAUUAUAUAAGUGCCAAAGACAGUUUUUGCUGGAAAGCGAUGGUCCAAAACUAGUUCUAACUGCAUUCAUUUGGAAUUCUUCCAUGCAGCCUGCGAAAACUGGUAUUUACAAGCAGCUCUGGAGCUUUAGGGGACAGUGAGAGAGUUACCUUUGUUUCCUUGUCUUUCGUUCAUUGCUCAGUUCACUCAAGUAGCUUUUGUUUUUGAGAAACCAAAGAAAUUAAAUGAAGGAUUUAAGAUAAAGUGUAGGUUUUGUAGAACAUGCAGAAUUUAUACCAUGUAGCCAUUAUAAAGAAAUCUGCAGAGCCUGUUUGCUUCUGAGUUGCAAAGCUCACUCUAAGACCUGAUAAAACCUGGUUAAAAGUUGCACAUUGGAAUUUGUUAGUUCAUUUGUCAGUCUUACAAAUUAGCAUUGCUAAUAACAGCUUGCCUGGAGCUUCAUAGGAUCUAGCAGAUUUCUAUAAAAUAUACAGACUGUUUGAGGCAUUGAUAAAUAAUAAGAUCUAGAGUUUAAAUCCCUAGUACAACUAAAAUUCACUGCAAGUCAGCCCUAUCAUGGCUGCUUGUUUGCCAGUAAAUAGGCAGGUGGAGAAAAGUUUGUGCAGCAAGAUCUGGCUGCCCCCAGAUAAAUGGUUUGAAAGAAUUAAUUUGCACUUUCCACUGUGCAUGCAGAAUGGUGUGGGACCAUGGGGUGUCAGGGUCCUCUCAUACACAGCAAGCUUAUAGAAUGGAGUAUGUUUAAGUACUUCCCCACCCCAUUUGCAAAAGGUUCGUAGAGGAAACAUCUUUAGGAUGCAUGUUACUGCUUCCCACCACCGCAUCUGAGGUGCUACUUUGUCAGGAGGCAGUAAAAGUAUGACAGUAAGAAAAACCUUUGCCAAUAUUGAAAGUUAUAUUUACUGAAAGAUAUCCCAGAGAGGUAUUUGGCACAUCCACGUUCAAACAAAAUGUUUUUGAAUGAUGGAAACUUCAUUGGGACACAGGCGUUUCUGAUGUUAGUUUGUAGGGGAAAAAAAAAUUUAAGUGUUGCAGACACUGAUGAAAACUGUUAUAGAGCAGACAAAUGCUGGGUGAUUUGUGAGAAAAGAACUUAUUGCAGUUGCUGUGAUUUCAAGUAAGCCUCUAAGACUGGUUUUGAAUAUUUGAUCCUUGUUGCUCCCCGAAGUCUAACCCAAAUCUUAUUUUGUUCUUGUGAAAACUUGAGUAAGUUAUGUAAAAAUUGGAAAUACAUUUUUCGUAUGGAUACUUUUAUUGCACUACUUUUCCUUCCUGAAUUUAAUAACUUUGAUUUUUUUUAAGCUACCUCUUUAUGUUGAGCUUUUUUGUCAGUUUUGUAUUUAAUUGAUUUUUAUGAAACUAGAAAAUAAUUAAUUUUUCUUAUUUGUGUGGGAAUCUAUGACUUAAAGACCACAAGUCCUCCUUCUAUUUAAAGUUUUUUCUUAAAGGUCUUUUAAAUUUAAAGAUUUACACUUUUGAAGGAGCAGAAUAAUUACACACUUAGAACAUGGGUUCUCCUGUGUGUACUGUCUGCUUUUAGAAGGGCCAGAAAGCUCUUGAUUUUAUACUAACCUGAGUUGAGGACAUGACUUUUUGGGAGCAAUAAAAAGUUUUGAGUUGGGGAGCUUUAAUCAAUUUAAUUUAUUGCUAAUUAAAGAGCUUUUAAUUACUGGUUUUGGUAUUGAAAGAAAAAAUAAAUAAAACACUUAAGGAAAACACUGCUGCUUCCUUCCAGAUACCAUUCUUCCCUCUCUCCCCCCAUGCUAUCCCCCACCCCAGAGUGGUCUCCAGUUCCUUGGCUGCAUGUUCCUUCAGCAGUGCAACAGGCAGUGCAGGAGAUUGGGAUCAGGCUGUUGUGCCUGCUGUUCUUUCACUGCUCCUUGUCUCUUAUUUAACUGCUCUCCUGUGGGUUUCUUCACCAGCCGCACUCCCUCUAGAGUUGUAGCUCCUCCUGAGUUUACUCUCAUCCUCUGCUCAGGCUAUGAUUUUCCUUUGGCGUUUUUCCUGCUCAGCCGUCUCUCCUUUCUGCUCCUCUUGUGCUGGCAUGGUUUUAUCCUUUUUAACUCCUACUGCUGUAGCACUGUAAUCUUUCUUGUCAUUUACUGCCCUUUCUUAAACAUGCCUUUGCAGAAGUGCCAGAAACUCCUCUGACAGUGUUGGAGUGCAGUGGAUCAGUGCCUGCUGUGCCCAAGAUGCAGUGGCCACUAACAAAACACAGGAGGAUCCAUCUGAACAUAGGGAAGAGCUUUUGUGAGGGUGACCAAGCACUGGUACAGGUUGCCUGGAGAGGUUGUGGAAUCUCCAUACGUGGAGAUAUUCAGAAACUAUCUGGACAUAGUUCUAGGCAGCCCACUUUUAGUGGGUGGCCCUGCUUGAGCAGGGAGGUUGGACCAGAUGACCUCCAGAGGUUCCAUUCUGACCUCAGCCAUUCUGUGAUUUCUGUGUGCCUGUUGCUGAGCUGGCUGGGACCAGAACAGGGCAGUCUGUGGCCUCUUCCCACACAGGAGACCCUGCAGCCCCCUUGCUACCAAAACCCUGACAGUUAUGCUCAAUACAUGACUGUACAGGGUUUUCUUCAAAUCAAGACCUUACAGUUUGGGUUGACGGUUUUUGUGGGUGGUAGUUGGUACUGUAUUACCUUCCUGUGUUACUGGUGUUUUGGGUCAAGUAAAUGAGACUCCUAAGGAUAUAACCAGACAUUUAUAGCCAAGUUCUGUGUCUGGUUACAUUUGCAUCCCUGCUGAUUUCAGAAGACAGCACUUAGAUCUCACUUGACCAGAGGAGCAGCCAAAGGGGUAAACUACUUUCUGCUCAACCCUUCACCAUCAUGAAAACAAAUCUUUGUAUAGUCUCUGCAUCCUGUAGAUCCUCAUGACAGUUUAAUUUGAAACAACAAUCGGAAGUCCUUGCCAGUUGAGAGUUGAGUAACAGGAAAGUGGGAAUGGGGGGGAAUGGAUUCACUGCUUCAAACAAAAAUCAAGUUGUAUAUAGUUGGUGUGUGUAUUUUUAAAUAUUUAAAUUUGGAUUACUUGAAUACUGAGUGUUAUGAGCCUUCCUAUGUUAGAAUGACUGGUGUAUUUCAGAAGUACUUUCUCUUCUUUAACUGUAUUAGUGUGCUGUUGUUAACUCCGAGUUGUACUGCUGAAAAGUCUGGUUUUUAGAAUACGUGAUUUGAGAAGUCACAACUAAAGACAGCAUAAGCUUUUCCACAAUAGGCCUUUUAUGGUGGUAUAUUCAUAUGUUCUGUGAACAGCUGUUGGAUCCAACUUUUUAAGAUGUUCUUUGCCAUACGUGAGGGGCCAUAACAAAUGUUGAAAUAUUCAGAAUAAUUGCACUUACCUAUUCUGUUUUCUUAAUGUAUUUCCUAUGCAUACUGCCUUACCUGUAUGUACUGUACUUCGCUGGAGGUACAAAAUAUCAGGUUCUUAAUUUAUAAAAUGUAAAUGAGUUUUAAAAAUAUUUCUGUAAUACUACAUAUUUUCCAUUGAUAUCUGUCUUCUGAGAGGGUGAUGGUGGUAAGCCCAGGUGAAUUUAGUCAAAAUUAAUAUUGGUGGUCUUUACAUUCUCACUUAAUUUCUGAAUGAUUUUGAUCAUUUGAAAUACAUUUUUUCUUUUAAGAUUUUUGUAAAGGCUAACCUAUGUUAGUAAGCCAACUUUUAGGUGAUUUGUAACAGCUCUGAUACUGCCUCUGACUCACACAGUUCAUAUAAUGUCUUUGUAACUUAUUUUGUGCCUUUUCUUCCCCGACACAAAAUAUCUCAAUAAAAACAAGCUCUUUUGCA